CAUGAACAUACUACGGUACGCCACUUGUGACCAAGAGCAGAAAGCGCGGACCGUGUGAAUACGGAGAAUAAUUGAGAACAAACGUCAAGUUUUCAUGGAACAUUAAAUUGGGCAAGUACCACAAGGCAGGCUGCUGACAGAAUGGAUCAUUCAAAGAGGAAAUUAAGAUCUGGGAAGGGGAUGAAAGAGGAGGAGGGGCUGUGUAAGAAUAAAGACUCUCCCACCAACAUUGGCACUGAGAAAGGUCUGUCUGCAUGUAAAAGGGCCAAAGUUGCUACUGCUGAACCAGUGGACAGAUCUCUUUCACAACCACAUGAAAAAACCCAAGAUGACUCAGAGUAUAUACAAACAGAUCUUACUAGUUCUCUGGAAAUGAAUAACAGCCGUGCUUGUUGUUUUUGUGAUUUUGUGGGAAAAACCCCAACUGCUCUGAAAAUCCACUCAAAAAGAAAACACUCUUGGAUGAGGAAGAGCUCACACAGUGAAGUGGUUUCUAAGAAGAACUUUGCAAUAACAACUGUACCUGAUAUUAAGGAGAUGGAAAACAAUCCAGGGACUCCAGAGAAGGGUGACACAUGCCACCCACAAUACUCAGCAGCAGAGUCACAUGUAGAAAUGAGUUUACUGAUACCACAGGAUGCAAAUACAGUCCAAAAGUCACAAAUUCUUUCCAGUUAUCAAAUAGAAAGUAACAGUACGAAUCAGUGCACUGUAAACGAGGCAGAGUCUGAAAUGACAGAAAAGCAUUUUGAGAUGCCAGUAGAGGAGAAUUCCAGUCCCACCCAGAUGCUACUGGAAAUGGUUGAUCCCUCAUUAAGUGGAAGCAAAAAGAAUGAAAGACAUGAUGAGAAGGCCCUUGUAGAAGUUAAAGGUAUUGAGAGUGCCCAGGUAGGAUCAGUUUGUACCUCAAAUAUGGAUGUUGAAGACUUCAGCAAGCAAGAUGAGUUUGCCCAUAAACAAACUAGUAGAAGGUGUCCAAAGCCUAAGAUAUUGCAUGCAUGUUCAUACUGUGGACAUGAAUUUCGAGACAGACCUAGUCUGGAGACACAUGUCAAGAGAAGACAUACAAAGGAAAUGAACUAUUUUUGUGAAUAUUGCUCCUAUUCAUGUGUUGCAAAGUGUGAUUAUGAGAAGCAUUGUAUGAGCAAUAAGCACAAAAGGAAGAUGAUUGAGAAGAAAACUUCUGAGGUGGAGACAGACCUGGCUCCAAAACCAGCUUUGCCCGGCAUGCGUGCUGCAGGUGGCACCACAGAACAUCAGUGCAGCAGCUGUGGUUUUACAACCAGCACCUCUGUCAUGUUGGCCCAGCAUGCCAAAUUGCAGCACCCUCCUGAGCACAGGCUUCACUGCCAAGCCUGCCACUACUACACAUCUACAACUGAAGGAAUGCAGGCACAUCUGGCUGGAGAGUCUCACCAGCAAGCAGCCCUGGAAAAAAAUAUUGGUCCACUGUUCGAGGACUGUGUUGAAAAAGUGCUUGUGAUUCUUUCAGAUGACCAAAAAGAUGAACAGGGUAAGCAGCAAAGAGACAUUAGUGCAGGGGAACUGGGGGCACAGUGCUUCAAGAGAGUUUCUGCAGUUCAGGCUGCUGAGAUUACUGUACCAGAAGAGAACCUGGAAGUCAGUGGGCCUCACAAAAAAAAGCGAGGGAGACCCAAAAUGUCUUAUGUAACUACCUGCAGUCAUUGUGGACUUAUUGCAUCCAAUCCCACCAACCUCAGUGUGCAUAUCAGACGCAGACACAGCCGCUUAUACAGCUUCUUUUGUAAGCUCUGCAACUAUUACUGUGUGACUAAAGGGGACAUGGAUCGCCACUGUGAAACCAAGAAACACCUUAAGCGAAUGCAGAGCUCUGGUGAUGGUUGCAGUGGCAUUGUGUCACUAGAUGCUGAGCAAGCUGCUCAUGCAAGUGAGGAGGAGGCAGUGUGGGCUGUUGGAACAGAGAAAGCUGAAGAGGAAAAAAACGCUAAUGAGACAGAGAAAACACAAACUGAUGUAUCAGCCAAAAAAAGUAAGGAUGACUUGGAGAACUCCUGUGUUCACUGUGACUUUGUCGCUCACUCAACGCCCUCUCUUGCUCUUCAUGUGCGUCGCAAACACACACAAGACUUUGAAUUUGUUUGUCUGGCAUGCACCUAUUAUGCAGUAACACGCAGGGAGAUGUCCCGACAUGCGGCCACAGAGAAACAUAAACAGAAGCGUGAGACCUAUUUGGAGAAAGGGGAUGGAAGCUUGGAGAAAGACUUGACUGAGCUGAACCAGCGAAUGCAGUUAGACCCAAGUAAUCCCAUUGAAAGGGUCUCGGAAGAUGCACACCAGCCCACUGGGGCAGAUGGUGGCCUUCUCUGCUCUGACCCACUUGGUGGUAUUUCUUCAACUAGAGUUAUAGGAUGCACAGCAAAAGCAGUAGCAGGAAUUGAAGGUAGUGAAGAUGAGCUAUCACACAGUAUCAUGGUGGUGAAGCCAAGUGGUACCUCACUCAGAGCUGAGACCAAAGACUCAUCUCCAGACCAAACUGAUUCAAAUGUGCCUGCCUCAGUGCAGUCAAGCACCACUGACAGUAAUGCAGUGGAUGAAGAUACAGAGGAUAACUAUAUAGAUGAUGACUUGUCUGAAACAAGAGAUGCAUCUAGUGAGAAACUGUUGUUGAGAGCUGCUCCAUUUGAUUCAUGUAUCUUUCACCUAAAAGUACUGACAGAGGGUCAGCAAGAGGCAGUUGUGGGAGAACCAACUACCACUGCAUUAAGGCAUCAGGGACUCCGAAGACGGGAAGUAGCAGUAAAGGGUGUUGUUCCUAAUCCCCGCAUUCGUUGUGAGGACUGUGGCUUUUUGGCAGAUGGUCUCAGUGGACUGAAUGUCCACAUCUCUAUGAAACACCCAUCAAAGGAGAAGCACUUCCACUGCCUACUCUGUGGGAAGUCAUUCUAUACAGAGAGCAACCUGCAACAGCACUUAGGCAGUGCAGCACACAUACGUAAUGAGCAGGGCAGUAUCGAAGAACUGCCAGAGGGUGGCGCCAGCUUCAAAUGUGUACGCUGCAAUGAGCCCUGUCAAACAGAGCAGGAGCUCUUCAUGCAUAUUAAAGAGAAACAUGAGGAACUGCUACGUGAGGUCAAUAAGUAUGUGCUGGAGGAUACAGAGCAAAUCAACCGGGAACGUGAGGAAAACCAAGGCAGUGUCUGCAAAUACUGUGGCAAAGUCUGCAAGAGCAGUAAUUCCAUGGCAUUCUUGGCUCAUGUGCGCACACACACAGGGUCAAAGCCUUUCAGGUGCAAAAUUUGCAACUUUGCUACAGCACAGCUUGGUGAUGCUCGUAACCAUGUUAAGAGACAUCUCGGGAUGAGGGAGUACAAGUGUCAUAUCUGUGGGUGGGCAUUUGUGAUGAAGAAACAUUUGAACACACACCUGCUGGGAAAACAUGGACUCGGCCAGCCCAAAGAGAGGAAGUAUGAGUGUGAGAUUUGUGACCGGAGCUUCAGUGAGAGAUGGGCUCUGAACAACCAUAUGAAGCUGCACACUGGAGACAAGCCAUACAAGUGCACCUGGCCUUCCUGCCACUACGCAUUCCUCACAUUGUCAGCCAUGAAGGACCACUACAGAACUCACACAGGAGAAAAAUCUUUCUUGUGUGAUCUCUGUGGCUUUGCUGGUGGGACUCGUCAUGCUCUCACUAAACAUCGUCGGCAACACACAGGUGAGCGGCCAUUCCGGUGCCAGCUGUGCAGUUUUGCCUCCACCACGCAAUCUCACUUGACCCGUCACAAGCGUGUACACACGGGUGAGAAGCCCUACCGCUGUCCCUGGUGUGACUACAGGUCAAACUGUGCAGAGAAUAUUCGGAAGCACAUCCUGCACACAGGAAAGCAUGAGGGUGUGAUGAUGUACAACUGCCCCAAGUGUGACUAUGCCACCAAUGCCCCCAUGGAUUUUCGCAAUCAUCUGAAAGAGAUGCAUCCAGACAUUGAAAACCCUGACCUGGCCUACCUGCAUGCAGGAAUUGUGUCCAAGUCCUUUGAAUGUCGUCUGAAGGGCCAGGGGGCAUCAUAUGUGGAGGCUGAAACUGCAUUUACACCUGAUGAGGGUCGGCAAGGUGUGGAGGCUCUCCAGCAGGUCAUCAUCAUUCAAGGUUACGGGGAGGGUGAAGUGAUGGAACAGGCCUUGGAAGAGUCUGCAGCUGCCACUUUGCAGACCCUGGCCAUGUCUGGCCAUGUGGCGGAGGUGUUGCACAUCACUGAGGAUGGCCAGGUCAUUCCAUGUGACCACAAAGUGGCAUCGUCAGGGGCCCAGCUGACCCAAGGGCCGAUCCAGCUGCCUGAAGGAGCAACACAGUAUGUGCUAGUAAAUCCAUCUGGAUCGGCGCCAGUGCUGGGGGACCAAGUAGAACACACACUGCACGAGAGAGGCCAGAACCUGGUCAGGGGCAGCCAGAUGGUGACAGAGUCAUCCACAGCCUUGGAUGCCCUGCUCUGUGCAGUAUCAGAACUUGGACAAAAAAGUGAGGCUAAUGAGUCUGAGAUCAUCACUAAUACGGUGGGAGAAAAUGGCACAAAUCAAGGUGAGAGACAUGGGGAGGUAGAAGUUUACAGUGAGGUUUUACAAAGUGAGGGUGUGGAGUCUAUUGGUGUGGUGGCACAAGUGGUGGGCCAUACCCACAAGGCCACAGCUGAGGGAGUGGUGCAGGAGGUGCUGCAGUUUGCUGCCAAUCAGCUAAUGAUGAAGGAGGGGCUAACUCAGGUGAUUGUGAAUGACGAGGGCACACAUUAUAUAGUAACAGAGCUGGAUGACUCCACCCUGCAGGUGGAAGGUACUGUAUAUACACAGCAAGAGGUGGCAAGACCCGAGGAGGGCCAAGUGGAAACAGUAGAGCAGUCUAAUGAGGUUCCAGUCACAUAUUCACAUAUCAGCCUUAAACAAGAUGCUCAGGAAUGAUGAGGGUGGAACUGGAGAGCUUGUGAUCUCGUUUGGCUCACCCAGUAGUUUUGGCGCCAUCCUCCUAUUAUGAUAUGCAUAGCUAACUCAGGAACCUUUUUUGGCUUAACACAGUAGAACAGGCUGGCUUGGCUGCAGUGCAUACACUAAGAUGAAUAAGACAGUAUAAGGCCAUUUAUGCCUGAAUAAUGUCCCAUAACCACAUUCUUUGCAGUUGUAGAAAGCCCCUUUUAAUCCUACUGAACAUUUUGCAUUAUUAUAACAAACUAAAACUUUUUAGACAGUAAAGUAGGAGGAAUUGUUGUACCUUGAAAUCUCCAAACCAGUUGUAGAAUGUAGAUUUUUACAUACUUCGAAUGUAUCACUGUUCAAAACUAUUCAGAAAAAGGUACAUUAUCAUUUAUAUUAAGGGGAUAUUCUGGCUUAAUUGUAACUUGAUCUCCAUCUACUACAGUUGUAAUGAACUGUUUACUAUCACAGACAAAAAUUCAGUGCAUCUGCAUGUACUCAAAACUGAAAAUGACUUACUUGAAACACCCUAAAUGGCCAGCAUUUAGAAUGUAAAAAACACGUCUUGUAGAACACUUCUGAUACAUUCUAUUUGUAAAUGAAAUUUUUAGAGAUUGAAAUUCAGAAAUUUUCUGGUGGAACAAUUUGUGGUUCUCUAAAAGCACCAGUAAAUGUAGCAAGAAUACAUAAAACAUUCAAUUUUGUUUAGAAAUAAAUUUGUUUUCUGCUUGCCAUGCUGGUGCUAUUUUUCAGUUUUGCAUGUUUUUUGUUGUAUAGUUUUUUGUCUGUGCUAAUACAGUUCACAAAGAUUUUGGUAGAUAAAGAUUAGGGGAAAAGCCACAUAUAUGUCAAAAUAAAAAUGCAUUUGAAACAAAUUUUGUAUAAGUAUUGCAGAAUUUGUGUUGUUUUUGAAUUGUUUCUAAGCUCUUUUCCUGUUUCUUUUUUACUGCAUAUUGAAGGCUUUCAAAAGGCUGACUUUUCUGACUGGUCAAAUGCAUAGUGAGAGUUCAGUGGUGGUUGUCACACUCCACUAGACUACACACUCUGCACCAUUCCUCAGUACUGCGAUCAUUCCACGGGUUCAUUGCUUAUAAUGGUUUUUAAUAAAUUUGAAGUGCUUAAUUUCAUAAAUUGUUUCACAUAUUCUUGUUAGUUUACCUGGAAAACGUCUAUUGGAAUAGAUAAGGUUUUAGAAUGAGCUGUGCUGUUUGACACAAGAUGACUUGUUUUUACAGUGCAUUCUGCAGCAAAUACUGUGCAUGGAAUACUGUUUGCCUUGCAAUCAUUUUUCGGUAAAGUGAGCUUAGGAUGUGUGAAUGUGUCUUUUCUUCUGUUUUAUAUGUAAAUUAUUUUUGUUGUUUAUUGAAUUAUGGUUAUAAAGGGCAUGGCUAUGUUUAUGUUCUACUGAUAAAGGUUUGUGUGCAUUGAUUGUUACCAAAAUAUAGAUCAGUCUUUAAUUGCAAAUCUAGUGUCUUUGUGAUAUUCUGGAAUCUCCAUUCUGUCAUAUUUUCACUCUAAAAAUGAAGUUAAUAUUUAAAGCAUUAAGUGAUUUAGUACUACAUGUUGCACUUGUUAUAUAUAUUACAAAAAUAUACAUUUUUAGAAAAACAAGGUCAAAAUAUUUAGCAGCAAAGA
Electrophorus electricus (electric eel) is the source of this 6573-nucleotide messenger RNA. It is a transcript of the gene znf407, whose product is annotated as zinc finger protein 407. Lineage: Eukaryota; Metazoa; Chordata; Actinopteri; Gymnotiformes; Gymnotidae. Gene Ontology annotation, molecular function: zinc ion binding; nucleic acid binding. The record is from RefSeq and is a predicted model, not a curated record.